UACUUGGUGCAGUAGUUAGAACAACAUGAAAAGCUUCAAUAUUUUUCAACAGAUGCAGUUAGCAGGGUAUGGUUUUUGGUGUGCUUAUUUAGUGCAAGAUGCACAUGGCAAAAAGACGGAGCAACCACUACCACAACAACAUGACGGUGCCACGGAAGAGUCAGGCAAAGUGUAUUCUGAUGAAAACUUGUCUGAGAUAAUUGAUUAUGUGUUAAAACGAAUGGAUUUGAAUAAUGAUGGGUAUGUGGACUAUGCGGAGUACCGCAAAAGUGAAGAGGCGGACAUGGGUGAUGAUCACGAAAAAAUAAAUAAAAUAUGAAUAAAUUAGUAUUUGAGCUUCUGUAUACAUAUGUACAUACCUUUUGCUAACCGAAAAAAUAUAAGCAUAAGAAAUUGUCCUUCUAAUGGCCCAGAACAGUGCCAGGCAAAAUACAAACGCAUACAUAGCCUCGCGAGGCUACUAGCUACCUGGCAGUGCUCUAGAAAUUUCAAAUAUUCAAUUGGCACAAUAACAAGAAUAAAUAUCGUUGGCUUAGUUCGCAAACGCGCUAAGUCAACUUUUUAUGAAAAUUGAAAUUUUAAAGCAGUUAGA
Molecule: messenger RNA, 592 nt
Organism: Rhagoletis zephyria (snowberry fruit fly)
Lineage: Eukaryota; Metazoa; Arthropoda; Insecta; Diptera; Tephritidae
Product: multiple coagulation factor deficiency protein 2-like
Molecular function (GO): calcium ion binding
Source: RefSeq, a predicted model, not a curated record